AUGCAGUGGAGUAAAGAUGGACACACCAUCAACAUUGCAUGGGAGAGGUUUUGUAUCCAGGAGAUGGGACUCCGCAUCAAAGAUGUUGAAAUUGAAGACAGUGGAUUGUACACAUGUAAAGCAACCAACAGCUUUGGCAGUGUCCAGUUCAACUUCACCCUCACAGUUAUACCUGAGAAGAAAGAAGGUACCCAACAGAACAAUCUCUACCCUCACCAACUGGACCCUACAGGGGCAACUGAGCCCCGUUUCCUGCACCUGCGUAAGAUGAAGAAAAAGGCGAUCCCACGCCCGGCUGGUAGUUCCAUAUGGUUUCGAUGUCGAGCUAGUGGUAACCCACAGCCAGAGAUACAAUGGCUGAAGAAUGGUCAGAUGUGGACAUCUGAUAACAUGGGGAACUAUCAGGACAGUAGACCACGUUGGACGUUAAAGAUUGAUGAUUUACGACAAGAGGACAGUGGUCAGUACACCUGUGUGGUCACUAAUAUCCAUGGUACCAUCAAUUACACAUACUCUUUAGAAGUCGUCGAAGAGGUUCAUGAAAAACCGCAAUUACUUCCACCACACCCCCUCAACCAGACGGCUCGAAGGGGAGAGCAAGCUUCGUUCCAGUGUCAUGUCAAAAGUGAAGUCCAGCCUCUCAUAAAAUGGCUGAAAUGGGUCGAUGACCCGUCCACUCUUUCCAAUGUCAACCACACCAUUGAAGUGAAAGGCCGUAAAUUUGUUGUACUGAAGUCUGGUGGGAACUGGAAACGACCAGAUGGUUCUUACGUGAAUAAACUGACGAUAAAAAGGAUUACAUCAGAAGAUUCAGGGUUAUACAUAUGUUUAGGGGCCACAAGUUUUGGGUUCAGCUGCCGACAGGCUUUCCUGAAGGUGCAUCCAGAUCCAAAGCAUUCUCGACCAAACCAAAAAAUUACUCCGUCCACUUCAAAAAUCCUUUUCGUGGACAUCUGGAUUCCUGCUAUUAUGCUUGCCAUUAUUACUGGAGCUAUCGCCCUUCUCUAUAGUAACCGAUGCCACUGUCGCUGUUCACAGACUUCACACAACUCCAACCACGAACAUGUUGAGUUGGAACAUGUACCAACCAGCCACCACGAGGACCCAGUCAACUAUCCACAGAUGUCGGCCUACCACACCCCAAACAUUCAUGCUGGCUCCAGUAGUAUGUCCAGCAGUUCCAGCUUUAGCAUCGCAUCGUCCUCCAUACCUCCGCUCCGUCACUAA
This is a messenger RNA of Octopus sinensis (East Asian common octopus), 1227 nucleotides long. RefSeq names its product fibroblast growth factor receptor-like 1. Gene Ontology annotation, cellular component: plasma membrane. Gene Ontology annotation, molecular function: fibroblast growth factor binding; fibroblast growth factor receptor activity. Bases 1 to 1227 code for a protein of 408 amino acids. The transcript is spliced from 6 exons. NCBI's taxonomy places the organism in Eukaryota, Metazoa, Mollusca, Cephalopoda, Octopoda, Octopodidae. The record is from RefSeq and is a predicted model, not a curated record.